This is a messenger RNA of Sitodiplosis mosellana (orange wheat blossom midge), 390 nucleotides long. RefSeq lists its product as uncharacterized. Lineage: Eukaryota; Metazoa; Arthropoda; Insecta; Diptera; Cecidomyiidae. The transcript has a single exon. The annotation marks the transcript as partial. The record is from RefSeq and is a predicted model, not a curated record.
AUGUCUCUUGCAAGCAACACUUCGUCGGUUUUGGAUGCGGUUGGCCCUCUACAAGGCAAAACUCCAAAACCAAAGUCGAAUCGUGGACGAAAACCGAUGGAAAGUGCUGAAUUGACUUCUCCGGAAACCAUGUCCGUUUUGAAGCAAAAGGCACUUGCGAAAGCGCAAAAAGCAGCAGCGAAAGCGGAAAAGGCAGCAAAGAAAGCAACGCCAAAGAAGCCAACCCCUAAGAAAGCAGCACCGAAGAGAGCAACAUCAAAAGCAACACCACCGCCCAAGCGUCGUAGAACUGAAAAAUCACCACCGUCCGAUGAAGACACGGACUUCUGCAUCAUUUGUUUGACGCUGUUACCAAACAAAUUGACUGCUGAAAAUUCCAUCCAAUGCAAC